Messenger RNA from Heterocephalus glaber (naked mole-rat), 1164 nucleotides. It is a transcript of the gene Tmem217, whose product is annotated as transmembrane protein 217. NCBI's taxonomy places the organism in Eukaryota, Metazoa, Chordata, Mammalia, Rodentia, Bathyergidae. The record is from RefSeq and is a predicted model, not a curated record.
AUGGAUGUCCAAGGGACAACUGGAAGAAGUAAGGGCAUCACUGAAACAACCUUUUCAGAACACUGGCUAGAUACACAGAUUGAUAGGAAGCCGAGCGUAUUAUGUGAAGCCAGGAUUGAGAACCACUGCUCUACGCUCCUAGCUCCAGCCGGACCUGGCCUCCCCGCUGCUCCCCACGCAUCAGCGUUAGGCCGACUUCUGCUAUUUCCUGGCCCACAUUCCCCUCUGCCCCGCCGCGUCCUGGGGCCUGGGGCAGGGGCCGGAAGCCUGGUGCUGGGGACCGGAUGGGAGAGGCAGGAAGCGGCGGCUCGUGUCACGUGUCUCCCCGCAGGUCUGAGCGCCCGGGAGCAGCGCUGGUGCGGGAUCACGGCCCGCAGGGGCACGGUGCUGGCCGGCGCCUUCUCCAUCAUGGCCACGCACCUGCACCUGAUCUUCGAGUGGAGGCACCUGGCCUGGGGCGACUGCCCCGACACCAGCCAGGCCAGCGAGAGCUCGGGGGACGUCGUCAGGCGCUUCGUGACCUGCUGGAGUCUGGCCAUCGUCCUGCUCCUGUCUGUGGUCACCAUGGCGGCCAGCGGCCUCCUGCUGUACUCCGUGUAUGCCCAGGUCCACCGGGGCCUGCUGCUCUACGUGUCCUGGAUCGUCUUCUACGAGGCCGCCAACCUGGCCGUGCAGAUCCUCAGCACCGGCACCAGCACCGGGGCCGUCAGAGUCCUGCGCUGGUUCGGCUUGGUGGCCCGUGCGUGCAUGCACUACUUCUGGCUGUGGUUCGUCAUCACCUACGCGCGCCUGAGCUACAAGAACCAGCCGCGGGGCGACAUCCUGGCCUACAGCAGACCCGGCUCGGCCGCCACCAGAAAACUACAGCGGAAGCCAUGAGGGUGCAGCUGGCCCUGUCUUCCGGGACGGUCUCUCUGCUCUGAUCCCUUUUGAUUUUGUUUUGUUUUGCUUUUGCCGCGCAGCUUGGGGUGGCACCAGCACAGCGACAUGAUCGAAUCCCCAGGCCGCUUCAAGAGCGCUGCUGUCUAUCAGGGCUUCCCUGAGCGCCCUCUGUCUUCCUCUCCGGGUCAGUCCCACCUUCUGGGUCAAAACCAGAGCACAAAGGAAUAAAAUACAGCCCAGUCGAGGUUGCCUUCAACCCAGAGGGCUCUUUGCUUAACCCCA